Owenia fusiformis is the source of this 1666-nucleotide messenger RNA. The record is from the annotation of a GenBank genome assembly. Lineage: Eukaryota; Metazoa; Annelida; Polychaeta; Sabellida; Oweniidae.
AACACUAGUUACUUGACAGCAACACUGUGGAUGAUUCAUCACUGAGCACUUUCAUAUGGAACUAAAACCAAGCACAUAUUGAUAAUCGACUAGUAUCAGAGGUGAAUGAUAACAGAGUGUUGAUACACUAAAAAGAGAGAGAUCAUGGCAGAGGCUAAAGAUGUUCAAGAACAACAAGACAAAUUUCUGCUCAAAAUUGGUCAUCAAUUAGGUAAGGAUCUGAAUCUUCUUGGCAUCCAUUUAGGCUUCACCAAUGCUGAGAUUGACAACAUCAAACAAAGUAAUCCCCAUGAUGCAAAGCAAUGGGGAUAUGAUCUAUUACAACAAUGGACUCGGAGACAACCAAACCAAAUGCAAUUGCUAGCUGAAGCUCUGAGGGACGUUGAUAGGAUAGAUCUUGCUGAAGAGGUGGAAAAAUAUGAAGCAAGUCACACUACUCCAAAAGCAUCUCCAGUUAAAAUUGGCCAGGGCAAGGGAAGAAAGUCUGGCGAAAAUGAUAUGACAUGCCAGAUACGUGUAGUAACAAUGGAUGUCAGUUGUGAUAUACAUGCUCAGAAGAUGUCUGAAAAACACGAAGACUAUGAUUUUCAAAAGCGCUUCAAGAAACAAUUUCAAGCUAUUGAAUCAUUGAAACCAGAUGUGGUAAAUCUUCAAGAGAUUCGCUAUAAAAAAAAUUUAGACUUGAUUAAAAGCUUGAAAGAGGACAAUUAUGUGGUGCAUCAUUUUAAAAACAAUGACUCUGAUAUGAGCUUUAAUAAUUGUAUUUGUGUUCGUAAAAAGGGAAAUUGGAAAGAAAUUACAUCAAAACAUUAUUGGACGACAAUUAUAGAUGGCAAGCCUGCCCUUAGCGAAGACAAAAAUGCACGCGUUCCUGCAAUAGAAGAACAAGACAUAAAGGGUGACCCACACGGACGAUGUGUAGGUGUAGUACUACUACAACACAAAGAAUUGCCAGAUUGUAAAAUUAUAAUCGCCACUACGCAUGUUGUACCUUUUGGCAAAACUAAAGCAAUACAGCAAAAAGCCAGUUUAUCAUUGGCUGAUAUGGCCUGUGACAUCGCAGGUGAAGACUGCAAUGUUAUUAUUGCAGGUGAUUUUAAUAUUUUCAAUGAUGAUCGCGAAAGUGGCACUUUUAGAGAAAUUGAAGAAUUUUCUGAGGAACAUAAAAUCAGAGAAAUUCCUUUGAAACGAUUACAUAUUCCGGGUCAAGAUGGCCGCCCAUAUGAAAUAGUUACAGACAUAAAUCAGAUUGGCACUUUCACUCCUUGGACUAGUGAUCCAUAUUCAACUGAAGUGUUUCAACAACCACUCGGUUUUUCAAAAUUAGAUGCCAUAUUUGCUUCCAAUUCUCUUGAAUGUAAAGAUGGAGUCGAUGUUAGGCCAGUUCUAAUGUAUAAGGGUUUGAAUAAUCUUGCUGAUAUGUCAGAUGAUGAGAAGGAUUACGAUAAAUAUCGAUACAUGUUCAAAGAUAGGCUAGCCUCGGAUCAUUUUCUACUUUCGGCUACUUUCUUAGUAAAGUGAUUGUCUUGAGUUCAAGAAAGACAUAAGUGUAGUCAUUCCACUGCACAUUUUUAUAGGAGUGGUAUCGAUAGGGUGAACUGAAUUCAACAAUGUUUUUCUCCUAAACCAAUUAUUUAAAACAUUCUUUAAAAAAACACAAUAAAAG